AUGGACCAUCAAUGCCACGACUGUGAAGACUGCAACCAUCGCCAACUCCAUCAGAAAAGACUCACAGCUGGAGACCAGGAGCUCGGCCAAGACGUCACCGAGCCCAGACCAGCUCCACCCCCCCACCUGAGGAGACAAGAGGCUGAGGACCUUAACCCCUCCCACCUGAGGCCCUCUCCUGCAGCGCCCCCUACCUGUAGGCUUUUGGCACACCAUGAAUUUUAUCUGGUUCCACAUGAUCAGGACCAGGAGGAGGACCAGCAGGAGGAGGACCAGCUGAGGGAGAAGAGGAACCCCCAGGAACCGGAGGAACACAGGAAGCACCAUCCCCAGCUGAACCCAGGAGGCCCACGCCUCCACCACAACCAGGUGACAGAAGGUGAGGCCCAGGAGGAGCUGCAGCAUGCCCAGGCGCACCCACACCCAGCCCAGGCCCGAGACCUGGUGGAAGACCAAGCUUUGGAGCAGGUCCCAGCAGCCUUGGAGGAGGUCCCAGCAGCCUUGGAGGAGGUCCCAGAGGCCUUGGAGGAGGUCCCAGAGGCCUUGGAGGAGGUCCCAGAGGCCUUGGAGGAGGUCCCAGCAGCCUUGGAGGAGGUCCCAGUCAGGGAGGAGAUCCCAGAAGCCAGGGAGGAGAUCCCAGCAGCCAGGGAGGAGGUCCCAGCAGCCAGGGAGGAGGUCCCAGCAGCCAGGGAGGAGGUCCCAGCCAGGGAGGAGGUCCCAGCCAGGGAGGAGGUCCCAGCCAGGGAGGAGGUCCCAGCCAGGGAGGAGGUCCCAGCCAGAGACCAUGUAGUAAUUCAGGAUCACGGAGACCAAGGCUGUGGCCAAACCCCCGGCCAGCAGGAGGAGCUCCACUACUGCCACCGCAGAGAACAUGUGGCAGAAGCUUAA
Molecule: messenger RNA, 888 nt
Organism: Knipowitschia caucasica
Lineage: Eukaryota; Metazoa; Chordata; Actinopteri; Gobiiformes; Gobiidae
Source: the annotation of a GenBank genome assembly